AUGGAUGCAUCUCAUCUUGCCCCGACCUCCGCGCAGCAUGCGGCGGUCAGAGGACAUGAGCUGGUCAGAGGGCAUGGGCCGGCCAAAGACACAAAGUUCAACCCUCCAUCGAAGGAGUCACAGACUCGACCAAGCUCCCCCACGAUGAACCCCGUGUUUCCAGCCCCAGAGCCUGGCCAAAAACCACGAAAGCUGGUUCUGUGCUUCGACGGCACCGGGAACAAGUUCCAUGGCGACGACAGCGACAGCAACAUUCUCAAGAUUUUCCGAAUGCUCAAUCGAACAGCCAAUGACCAAUAUCACUACUACCAACCUGGCAUUGGCACGUAUGUCAUAUCCGGAUCGCUCACCCACACCGGCCUUCGCGCCAGGUUAAGUUCGUGGUAUCAAAAGGCCAAGGACUCGGCCGUUGGGUCCUCUUUUGACCAGCAUGUCGUCGGCGGUUACCGGUUCCUGAUGCGAUUUUACAACCCGGGCGACGAGAUUUACAUGUUUGGAUUCAGUCGAGGCGCGUACAUUGCUCGUUUCCUUGCCGAGAUGCUCGACUACAUUGGCCUACUUUCCCACGGUAAUGAAGAAAUGGUCAAGUUUGCUUGGAAGGCAUUUGCCGAAUGGCAGAGCCGCGAGAUGGCUUCGGGCACGGACGAGGAGGCGGGAGAAACCAAGAAGAAGAGAGAUGAAAUGUUUCGCUUCAUGAAGGGAUUCCGCGAAACCUUUUCGAGGCCCGUCGGCAGGAUUCGAUUCCUCGGGUUGUUCGACACGGUCAACUCGGUUCCACGCUUCGAAACGGCUUGGAUGCAGCGCAGCAAGUUCCCUUACACCGCGCGAAGCAGCGCCAAAGUGAUUCGCCACGCCGUGAGCAUCGAUGAAAGACGUGCCAAGUUUCGUCAGGAUCUCAUGUACCAAGCUAUACCGACACGAACAGAAAAGCGUCGUCAUUUUGGCGAAUUCUUGGAUGAUUUGCGGGGUGACCUGCGGGAUGUGCGGGAUCGAGGACGGCGGCCGAGUUAUCUCAUGCCCGGAGAAAACAAAGAGAAAGAGGCCCCGAACCAAGAAUCUGCGAAUUACGCCCCAUACCGAGCUCGAUCCAAGUCUGGCGCCAGAACGGCUUCUAGGCAACGGGCGGAAUUCGAAACCAUGUCAAACAUCUCCGGCAUCCCCCUCUCCGACGUCGACCCUGAAGACGAUGGCCAGGACAUUGACGAAGUCUGGUUUGCAGGAGGGCAUGCCGAUGUCGGCGGAGGCUGGGAGAUGCUCGAGGACAGCAAGAGCGCCAGCCAUAUCCCGCUGGCGUGGAUGGUGAGAGAAGCCAUGAAGGCCGGGCUCCCGUUCGACGAGGAAAAGGUCGCCGAGAUGGGAUGCUGCGCCGAGGAGGAGUUCAACGAGCUCGAACCCAAGACAGUCGACCCGCCUGAAAUUCCAGAUAUCCGCGUGGCUAACGGUACGGGAGGACCGAGUCGAACGCCUACAAUGCCCAGCCUCGGCACGGACGAAAAGACCGACGUCGAUCAUUCACAUCACGGCUUUCACGGCAUCAUACACGGGGCAUGCGGUGCAAAGAUCCACGACUCACUCGAGUUUGGCCAAGGUCUCGGCGACCUGGCCGUGGCUGCGUGGAAAUUUAUGGAAUAUCUUCCAUUCCGCAGAAUGGAUCUGCAGAGCGACGGCUCAUGGAGGCCGAUCCGAUGGCCUCUGCCCUGCGGAGAGGUGCGAGACAUUCCCUCGGGCGUGCGCGUCCACGGCAGUGUCAUCCGUCGCAUGAACAUGGACGAGACGUAUCGCCCAGGCAAUCUGAUCAUUGGAGGCGGUGGUCGAGGCACCAGAAAGGCACCGCCAGAGUACGGAAUUGGAGAAUGGCUGUGUGUUGCUGAGCCUGGCGAUCCGGUUGGAGAGAUUUGGAUCAGGAAGCAAAAGGAGGGGAAUUAG
Messenger RNA from Ilyonectria robusta, 1926 nucleotides. RefSeq lists its product as uncharacterized. The coding region runs from base 1 to 1926 and encodes 641 amino acids. Lineage: Eukaryota; Fungi; Ascomycota; Sordariomycetes; Hypocreales; Nectriaceae. The record is from RefSeq and is a predicted model, not a curated record. The transcript has 3 exons.